Messenger RNA from Sinocyclocheilus grahami, 768 nucleotides. RefSeq names its product mesoderm-specific transcript homolog protein-like. The record is from RefSeq and is a predicted model, not a curated record. Lineage: Eukaryota; Metazoa; Chordata; Actinopteri; Cypriniformes; Cyprinidae. The annotation marks the transcript as partial. Gene Ontology annotation, cellular component: membrane. Gene Ontology annotation, molecular function: monoacylglycerol lipase activity. Gene Ontology annotation, biological process: acylglycerol catabolic process. The transcript has 8 exons.
UUGGGUCUGUCAGAGCAGAGGAUCAACAUCCUGUCACAUGACUAUGGAGACACUGUAGCUUUCGAGUUACUGUACAGGAAUGACCAUAACAGAAGUGGACACAUCACGAUAAACAGCCUCUGCCUCUCAAAUGGAGGAAUAUUCCCAGAGACUCAUUAUCCAAGAUUCGGUCAGAAAGUGCUGAAGGACUCUGGUUUCAUUUCAUCUGUACUUACCCGCCUAAUAAACUUCCAGCUUUUCUCUAGAGGAAUAAGGGAUGUGUUUGGACCGUACACCCAGCCAACAGAAGCCGAGUUCUGGGACAUGUGGACAGGAAUUCGCUUUAACGAUGGAAAUCUGGUCAUGGACAGUAUCCUGCAGUACAUUAACCAGAGGCUGAAACACAGAGAGAGAUGGGUCGGGGCUCUAACCUCCACUUCAACACCAUUGCACAUGAUUUAUGGACCACUAGAUCCAGUUAAUCCACAUCCAGAGUUCAUCCAGCUCUACCAGAAACUAGUGCAGAGAUCCACACUAUCAGUUCUAGAUGAGCAUGUGAGUCAUUAUCCACAGCUGGAGGAUCCCACAGGCUUCUUUAAUGCCUACCUCAGCUUUAUCAACUCAUUCUGAGAUGAGUAAUGAGAGGAAUAUUGCCUCAAAUAAGUCAUUAGAAAAUAUUGCAAUCUGUUUAUUACCAAACCGCAGAGUAUGUGAAAUGUCAGUCAUGUGUUUAAAUGCAUGAAACUGAAAGUAUUGCACCAAAGUCAUUACAACAGUCAAUAAGAGUUU